This is a messenger RNA of Haliotis rufescens (red abalone), 6678 nucleotides long. RefSeq lists its product as uncharacterized. The transcript has 33 exons. The record is from RefSeq and is a predicted model, not a curated record. Bases 1745 to 5845 code for a protein of 1366 amino acids. NCBI's taxonomy places the organism in Eukaryota, Metazoa, Mollusca, Gastropoda, Lepetellida, Haliotidae.
CAUAUCGCGUGACCUGUCAACAUCGACAUCUAUCGCCAUGCUAAUGGAGCAGUUACGGAGUGGGAUUUUAUUUUCAUAUCCACACCUCACUUUGAAAUUGUCGGUCGUCGCUGUGUUCCUAUAGUGUCAACGCCAGAAGGCACAAUACCGUAAAUCUGUAACGGAAUCGGAAAGGAAAACACAAUUUCUUAAAAUUAUGACUGCAAACAGAAUCACCCACAAGUGAAUCCUAUCUUCCAUAUUGAAUAAAAACCUAUCCUUGAUGAAAUGUCAAGAUGUGCUUACUGUGGGGAUGAUAUCCCUGCAGACAAAACGCUUGUAACAGACAAGAAAGAGUACCACGAGGAAUGCUUAACGAUUAACAUUCCAAGGGGAAAAGACGCCCAUGCCAUCUUCAAAACAAUUUCUACUCAGUCCAAUAUUUUGUGUAUGGCAAUACAUGUAAACUAUCUGCACGGACUAGCAGCGAAAUCUCAACAUAGGAAGGACAAGAAGGAAAAGAGGGCUCUAAAAGUAAAUGAACUGCUGAAAAAAGCUACUGCCCUUCGUAAUACAAACUCUGGACAUAUACUUAUACACCUGGUAGGGCGUGACCAACAAGACAAUUUCACUGGCGCAUUUAACGAAUUUGCAGAUGAAAAACUUGAGGAGCUUAUUCAAGAUGGAAGUCUCUUCACUGAUGUCUACAAGAAGCAACUCUUGAGUGAUUAUUGCAUUGGUUUGCAAGAGAUAAAGAAGGAAAAGGAUGAAGUGUUGAAGCAUUUGAAAGAAAGCAUACAAGAGAAAGAAAAUGAACAUCAGUAUCUGAAAGAACAGCUAGAAAAGCAGCAGCGGGAUUUGGAUGACAAAGAUGAGAUGCUAGAUAUAUUGUUGGAGAAUAGGUUGAAGGAAGUAGAGACACUGAAAGAACUAAAAAAGCUGAAAAGAGCAUUGAAAGUGAAUGAAAAACAGGACUUAUGUACUGAUAUUGAUAACAAGAUACUAAGGGAUGUUCAGUCAUACACUGACUUUAUAGUCCUGUACGUUGAGGGCGGUUUGUUUUUAACUACAUCUGACCCAAAGACGAAGAUCGCCCUGGAUGAUCGAAUAAAAGAUCCAUCAGAUCAAACUUUGAUCACUUUCCUGAAACGAAGAAGACAGUUUACAGACUUGUAUCCAGAUGAAAGGAAGUUUGAAGACUUAAAAGUGUUAAACGAAAGUAGAUCAAUUCAGUUUAAAGGAUACUACAGGGAGGGAGAAGAAACAGAUGCUAACAUCGUUGGUUUCAUGUUUGAAGACCACAAACUACCGCAAUAUAUAAGCGCAUUCACGAAAAAUCCAUCUGGUGGUUCAUAUUUCUUCGGCAUAGCAGAAAAAGACGUGUCCUUCAAUCAAUACAAGUCUAAGCUACUGGAAAGACAGCAGGUACCCGUCACUGACCACCAGAAAGUGGCGCUGAUGAUCAAGGAAAGGAUCACCGAGUCAGUAUUAGCAUGUGAUUACGAUGGUAAUACUAACCAAACCAUCCACAUGGAGGUUUUCUUCAUUCCUUCUCCUCGAGAAAAUGCCUCUGAAUCCAAAGAACUUGCAAUCCAAGUGCAAGUUCAGCCUGUGACUGGAAUAGUCUUUUAUGAUAAAGAGGGACCGCUUGCCUACAGGGUUGAGAAGGAUGCUGUGUCUAAAUAUACUGUCAGUGAAUGGUUUUACGCUGUCACCGGAACUAGUGUACUCAAAGACUCAAGAUUAGAAACAACGGUAUAGAGACAUGAAGAAAUUACAGAAGUCCGUACAAAAGAAGGAAGAGGAGAAACUCCACUUGAAUAGCAAAAACUUCCUGCGUCCACCUUUGAAACAAAUAGAUGCUAGCAUCACUGAGAUUAAACACCACUUUGAGCAAAAAGGUUCGGUAACCAAAGUUCCAUCCCGGUUAGCUGAUGUUUGGCGGAAUAUUGGGGAUGAAGUGCAUUCCCUACUGAAGAAGGACGGAUUUUUGUUUCAUAAAAGCAUUCUUAAUGGCUUCACUACGUGUGGAGAACUUACCGCCUUUGUGCAUUUGUCAGAAUCAUUAGCAUUAACUUUAGACUUCCCAGUUCUACCACGAGAGAAUGAGGUGAAGUGUGAUUUGCUCCUAAUUACGCCUCACCAACCCAUCAUGGUGCUGACACUACUGGACUGUGACAAUAAAACGAGGAUUGCUAUUAAUUACAACACCGCUGUGGCCAGAGAAGUGACAACAAAACUACGUAGAUUCACAAAUGAAAAUGUCAACGUUGUACAUGGAGUUCUGUGUAAGACUGGUCUGAUAAAUAAUGAUAUGUGGUACAUAAAGUUAAGGGAACUUGCUGCCUUAUCUGCAUCCCUUGUUCCUGAAUCUUCCCUAAUGAUGACUCCAUCAAAAUAUGAACACGUGAUGGUGGCCUUCUGGGCAGCCGUUGCUGAGACAAAGUCAGUCCUGACAGAGACAGGUGAAGUCGAUGACAGUUGUAUCUAUUUUCUAACUAAAGAUCAGUGUGUAUAUCUUGUGGAGAACAUAGACAGUAAAUAUGUCCAAUUGAGGUAUGGCCCUGGUACCGGAGCAACUACUUUGAUGCUUGAGGUGGCGAGGAGACUAAGUCGAUUGGGCGACACUCUACUGGUGUGUAGCUCCCACGAAGAAAGGGACAGACUCAGAUCUGUAUACCCGUCAACAAUAUCAUUGGAUGAUUUGUCGGAAUGGGAUAUUUCAGUCUUUGAACACGUAGUUCAUAAAACUAACAGUCUGCCAUUUAAACUAAGUGGUCGACAAUGGAGCUUUCAAGAAGAUCCACAACAGAUGUCUAAAGAUUCAGCAACCCCAAGCGCGCUGAAACCGUCAAUGAAUGAGGAAGGCUUCUAUUAUGACAGUAAAGACUUUCUCCGCCCACGUUUUAAACAGACAGAAACAAUGAUUGACGACAUUAAGCGCCAUUACAUUCUCAAAGGAGAUGUCAACAUUGUCCCUACAAAACUUCCUACCAAUCUUAUUGACAUUAAAGACAAACUGUUUUCGAUGUUGGAGACAAACGGACCAUUGUAUAGUCAGGCUCUUGUGAAUGGAGAAGCUGUGGACGCAAAUUGUGACACAACGUGUUUUGUGCAUUUGUCAGAGUCGUUAGCAGUGUCAUUAGACUUCCCUGUGUUACAGAGACCAGGUCAAAUCAUGUGUGACAUAUUUCUAGCAAUGCCCCAGCAGCCACUCAUGGUAUUGACAGUAGUUCGUCGCUUCAGUGAUACAAUAGAGGACAUACGAAUAUAUAACACUUCAGUUGCAAGGGGAGUCACUGCAAACUUACGUCGGUUCACACAUGAUGGUAUUAACGUAGUGCAUGGAAUCAUCUGGACCAGUGAUUUGAAAGACCAGGGUGUGUUUUUUGCAAAGUUGCAGAAAAUGGCAAAAAGAUGUUCAUCAUUUGUUCCCUACUCUUCGUUAGUGAUGAAUGCUUCCAAAUACGAACAUGUGAUGAUGGCGUUUUGGGCAGCUGUUGCUGAGACGAUGACUGGAUGUGAUGGUGAAGAUGCGAAUUAUCUGACUUUUCUAAAAAAAGAACAGUGUAUUGUUCUCUUGGAGAAUAUGAACAGUAACAACGUGGAGGUGAUAUGCGAGUGUGAUGAAGAUGCCAGGACUUUGAUGCUUGCAGUGGCAAGAAGACUAAACAGACUUGGUGACACCCUACUAAUGUGUAGAUCCAAGGAAGUGAGGGCCAGACUCAGAUCAGAGCACAACUCCACAAUGUCGAUACAUGACGUGUGGUGUGCGGAUCUAUCAAGAUUUGAGAAUAUUGUCUAUGAUGCGCACGUCUUACCGUUUGAACCUCGUGGUCGACGGUGGCUUUUCAAAACGGUUUCUGGUAGCGCCAAAGAAAUGAAAGUCAGAUUAGAGACAGCGGAAAAGGAGGUGCACGAGAUGGAGAGACAGAUUACCAGUUUGAGGAAUGAUGAAUGGAAGGGGCAGAUGGAAUAUAUCUUUGGGGAAGCUGAUGUUCUGAAGUUGUUUCCACUGUUAUACACAUUCUACACAACAAACUUCCUGAUGACCAGCCUGAAUGGUGGAUCAUCGACAAAAGAAUCCAUGCUACAUGCUGAUGUUACAGCACAUGAACCCCCAAACCAGCCUUUGGGUGGUGACGAACAAACGGAGAAAGAGCUCCAGAAGAGGAUGAAACUAAAAAAGGAACUUUUUCAUUUUCUCAGAAUGGCUGCUAUUGAUGUUAGGACAAAGCUGUUGUUUCUACAAGAGACUGCAACCCACUCGAGAACGGGUGCUACACUAGAAAUGUUUACAACAGAUGAUACACCAGAACAUGUGAAAGGUCAGACGAAGCCAAAGAGCGUAUUUCGCAAAGUAAUCGGUUCCAUCAAGAAGAAAGUCUCAAGAAAAAGAAAGGGGGGAAAGACACAAGAGCAGAAUGUGCUUCAAGAUGUUCCUCUACUGUCUGAAGGGAACUCAGAAGAUGGACGGGACCCACAGAAGACAGCAAUGGAGGGACCGCAAUCAUCCUCCGAAGGUGUAACAACAGAACAGGGAGAAGAAAAUACAGAAAUGAAAGGACAGGGGAGUGUCGACAAUGUAACUCAAGAUAAAACUGAUGUGUAUUUGCCUCCUGACUCGGUGCAAUACAAGAAUGGGUUGAUUUUAGCGGAUGUUAAGGACGUUUCUUCUCACAUAAGCGAAACAAGCCCCGGAGAACGUCUGCAUCUGCAAAACACCACAACAAAUGAUCCUAGGGAUACUGGAGAUGAAGAGAAACUGAAAGAAGAUUUGGAAAAUAUAGAGAAGGAAAGAGACGCUAAACUACUUCAACUUGUUUCCCUUUACACAGUGGAAUGGCAGAACAUCUUGUCCUACCUGGAUACAAAUUUGUCGAUCUCUCCCUUUGCCGAGCACCAAGAGAGUAUUUGCACUGUUGCUGAUACUAUGAAAUCAACAUCGCACACAAACCUCCCCUUGCAAAGAGGAUUGGGUAGUAGUCACCCAAGAUUUCAGAAGCAAAGUCUAGUUCAUGAUCUGAGGCAAUUUCAACAGGGACGAUUGACGGAAAGGCGUCUGUUCACAAUGUUUGGACAUAUGAUCUCAGGGGUCAAGAAGAAUAUGAUAUCUCUGCAGACUAAAGUCUGUGGUUCUCCUGUCCAUAUUGUGGGGGGAGUGGUCUCACCAGGGUCGUAUCUUGUGUCUUGUAAUACACUACAACUUGAUACUGAUCGCGCCAACAUUUCGAUGUGCCAUGUUACAAAAGACGGUGAGUUAGUAAAUUCACCACCCGCCACACGGAAUCAACGUCAGUCGAGCUUUCAGUCCUACAGUGGCACGUGUAGCUCCACCCCCAUCCCCCUUCUUUCAUCCAAUCUCACACCAGUCCACCCAACGUCCCAAUACUGGGAGACCAAGUCAAGGGUCGGCGUGAUGAGUGACGCUGGACAACCGAUACUGGAGUUGGGUGUAGUAGAGGCAGGGCAGUUGGACAGGGCAGGCUGGGUGUGUUAUCAGCGUCGCUCCUGGUGUAUCGGUGUAUGGAGUUGCCACAAACACAGGGGGGUCUGUACCUCCGUGGAUCAGGAAGCAGAACCAGGCAAGUGUUGGACAAACACCAUGUCUAACACUCCCGGAACACAGGCCUCCCUCCAUCAUGGCGCUGUGCUGGAUGUGGGGAGGGGGAGGCUAGCCUUCAUCGAUCUGGAUAGGGAGGUUGUUUUAGCGAGGAUGAAUGUGGAGUUCAGAGAACCACUCUACCUGACGUUUGCUGUUGGUCCGUGGCCAGAUCGUUACACUGUUAAGACGACCCUGAUCAGCGGGGAGGACAUCGUCAUGACUGACACAAAGAAAUCUCUCAUUGCCAAUGCGCUGACGUAGGAAAUAAACAGAUAGGAACUCUGUGAUGAAAUCAGUGAAUUGAGAGAUAUGUAUCAAUAACAUGCGAUACACUUGGAUGAAGUGGUUGUGAAAAUGUCUUGCUUUUUCGCCGUAUGAAGCACCGCAUUGUGUCCAUUCAGCUGCCAGGAUCCUAAACUCAUUCGUUCGAAUCCUAGAUACGCCCUCAUUAUGAUCCUGUGAUUGUCAGCAUCAUACCCAUGCCAGCACUAUACCCAUGCUUGUAUAUUUCCAAACAUUGGUAAAUGUAUUACGCCUUAUCACUUUGGUAUUUCCUUAAUUAACUGCGACACUUCUCAAAGAUGCACUUAACCCACAAGAUGAUACCAACACAAGUGUGAGAAACAGGUCUGCAUUCAUUGACUAAAUCGGACAUUAUUAUUACAGGCACGUGGGCUAUUCCUGGCGUACAUAACCUAGCUAGCUAAAUGUGUUUCUGAGCUGCAUCAGAGCAUUCAACAGCGUAUUGUGGACGCAUGUAAGCCUCGCGACAGUAGGUAUGUUCGGCGCGAAUACAUGUCUAAUGUAGCGUUCAGCAAUAAUCAUUCACUCACACGCUCACAGACGUUUAUGUUGAGUUAUUGUUGCAGGUACCGAGAUGGGACAUUUAAGAGUCUGUCAUGUUAUUUCCCCUGAAUUAUAUGUUUUAAUGGACACAAGCAUAGUUUUAUGAUCAGAUUACAACUAAAGCGGCUCACGGAGGUGGCCCAGUCGCCAAAAGCGCCGCGAUUCGCUGUGCAGAGUUGCGUCCCUGGGGCACGCCAGAAACCAAUGAUUGUGAGUUCGAAUCCCUGUUCGCCCCGAUUAUGUUUCUA